Molecule: messenger RNA, 1140 nt
Organism: Phytomonas sp. Hart1
Lineage: Eukaryota; Euglenozoa; Kinetoplastea; Trypanosomatida; Trypanosomatidae
Source: the annotation of a GenBank genome assembly
AUGGCGGCGCUCGAUGCGCGUUCCAUAUGGCGCUGUAAACGCUGCGGAAUGGGGCUUCGGCUGCCGUUGGAUCCCGUCAGCGGGCGCCCCGUCGCCCUCAUGUUGGUUCACCACCUGGAGGGGGAAGGGGAGGCCCCCCUGCGGUGCACCGCAGGCCCCCUUUCCUGCAGCUCGAAAGCGGGCAAUCCACACAAUCUCGGGCUCGAUGUGGGAUCACAAUGGAAGGCCGCGAAGUGGGGGCUCGAGAAAGUUCUUCAGGAGGCUGCCUCGGUGGGGAGGGAAUGGUCACGCGGGCCCGCCCUCCCGCGGGUUUUCGUAGUGGUCGAGAAUCCCAAGACUCCGGCGAACGCAGGCGGGAUUCUGCGCGCGAUGGGGUGUUUUCUGGAUCCGAUGAACCCCCCGGCGGGAAGGGGGGGGCGGCGCUCCCAAUAUAGCGCCGCCGCGGGCUUCAUCUUCACCGGUGAGCGCCUGGCGAAGGCGGCAGCGGCGCAGCAGAAGCAGGAUGGGCGACCCCCGACAAAAUCUCCGUGGGGGUCUGUGGCCCCUUUAAUAACGGGAACGGAUACGCAAGGGGCGGCCGCUUUUAUCCCCCAGCUGCAGCUCCCCUCCUUGCAGAUAUUGCUUGAUGCCCUGAAGGAGAAACCAUCAGGGACCGAGACAGCGAUGGUGGGAAUAGAGCUCGCAAAGGGGGCGAUCCCGCUGCAAGACUUCGUGCAUCCAUUUUCACUCGCCUCGGGCACUCACGGAGGGUGCCCACAUGCAUUAUGGCAAGAUGGAGAGGCGCCUCAGGUCUCCGCGGAUGCCAACGAGUCCUCAAUUCAGUCAUCACAACAAACUCCAGAAGCCGCUCAACUUGGCGGACCCCCUACGGUGCCGCUAGUGUUCUACCUCUUUGGUGCCGAGGACAGCUCCAUUUCGCAAUACUUUCUCGACCAAUGCAAGGAGGUGGUGUUUAUACCAACCUAUGGUAGUGUUAACCUUUCGGCCUCCGUUAAUGUAGUGCUGUACGACCGCGUUGCAAAAGAUAUUAUGACGGAAUCGAAUACACUGUCUAGGAGUGCUAAGAAGAUGAGUUAUGAAGAACGCUGGAGUGAGGUUCUUGCUCAGCGAAAUUCUAAUAAUCGCCUCAAUUUUUCAUAG